UUCUCUUUAUAAGCCGCAGUGCCCGGAUGUGAAUGGAUUACAAUGUAUCUUUCAGGGAAACCUAUUAUUAUCAAUGUGACUCCUCGGGGGAGUCAAUGAUGGUGUUGAGGAUGAUGAUGAUGAUGAUGAGACGCCUCUAAACUUGGAACAAGUUUAGGACUUUCAAAGAGAAGAAAAAAAAAAAAUACAGCCAACAAGACUGAAGAACAAUUAUAACUAUCCUGUGUUGAUUUUUUUAUAAACAAUAAGAAAAAGUUGUCGGAUUUUUUUUUUAAAUGAUUAAUUUUUUGGGGGAGGGAAUUUUGUUACAGUUUUAAGAUGAAAAAUGCAAAAACCAGAGCCAGGUGAAUAGUCUUGUAAUCUGUGACUAACCCUGGAACAGGACUGACUACUACUUAAAAUACUCUUUUGGGGGAUACACAUGUGAGAUACUAAGUACUUGCAGAAGAUUUUUGUCUCUCUUUUUAAAGUCUCUUUCCUUGGAAUAUUGUGAGCAUAUUUGUGGCCAUUGAAGGUUUGUGUGAUUUUGCUAAAAUGCAUCACCAACAGCGAAUGGCUGCCUUAGGGACGGACAAAGAGCUGAGUGAUUUACUGGAUUUCAGUGCGAUGUUCUCGCCUCCUGUAAGCAGUGGGAAAAAUGGACCAACUUCGUUGGCGAGUGGACAUUUUACUGGCUCAAAUGUAGAAGACAGAAGCAGCUCAGGGUCCUGGGGGAAUGGAGGCCACCCAAGCCCGUCCAGGAACUAUGGAGAUGGGACUCCCUAUGACCACAUGACCAGCAGGGAUCUCGGGUCACACGACAAUCUCUCUCCACCUUUUGUCAAUUCCAGAAUACAAAGUAAAACAGAAAGGGGCUCAUACUCAUCUUAUGGGAGAGAAAACGUGCAGGGUUGCCACCAGCAGAGUCUCCUGGGAGGGGACAUGGAUAUGGGCAAUCCAGGAACCCUUUCGCCCACCAAACCUGGCUCCCAGUACUAUCAGUAUUCUAGCAAUAACGCACGGCGGAGGCCUCUUCACAGUAGUGCCAUGGAGGUGCAGACAAAGAAAGUCCGAAAAGUUCCUCCAGGUUUGCCCUCUUCAGUCUACGCUCCUUCAGCAAGCACUGCCGACUACAAUAGGGACUCUCCAGGCUAUCCUUCCUCCAAACCAGCAGCCAGCACUUUCCCUAGCUCCUUCUUCAUGCAAGAUGGCCAUCACAGCAGUGACCCUUGGAGCUCCUCCAGUGGAAUGAAUCAGCCUGGCUAUGGAGGAAUGCUGGGCAAUUCUUCUCAUAUUCCACAGUCUAGCAGCUACUGCAGCCUGCAUCCACAUGAACGUUUGAGCUAUCCAUCCCACUCCUCCGCAGACAUCAACUCCAGUCUUCCUCCAAUGUCCACGUUCCAUCGUAGUGGCACAAACCAUUACAGCGCCUCUUCCUGCACACCUCCUGCCAACGGGACAGACAGUAUCAUGGCAAACAGAGGAACUGGGGCAGCAGGCAGUUCCCAGACUGGAGACGCUCUGGGGAAAGCCCUGGCUUCGAUCUAUUCUCCAGAUCACACUAACAACAGCUUUUCAUCAAACCCUUCGACUCCCGUUGGCUCCCCUCCUUCGCUCUCAGGCACAGCUGUUUGGUCUAGAAAUGGAGGACAGGCCUCAUCAUCUCCUAAUUAUGAAGGACCCUUGCAUUCUUUGCAAAGCCGAAUCGAAGACCGUUUAGAGAGACUGGACGAUGCAAUUCAUGUCCUGCGGAAUCACGCCGUGGGGCCGUCCACAGCUGUGCCUGGUGGCCAUGGGGACAUGCAUGGGAUCAUGGGAGCCUCUCACAAUGGAGCAAUGGGUGGUCUGGGCUCAGGGUAUGGAACUGGCCUCCUUUCAGCCAACAGACAUUCACUCAUGGUUGGGGCCCACCGUGAAGAUGGCGUAGCUCUGAGAGGUAGCCAUUCUCUCCUGCCAAACCAAGUUCCGGUUCCACAGCUUCCUGUCCAGUCUGCAACUUCCCCUGACUUGAACCCACCCCAAGACCCUUACAGAGGAAUGCCACCAGGUCUCCAGGGCCAGAGCGUGUCUUCUGGCAGCUCUGAGAUCAAAUCCGAUGAUGAGGGCGAUGAGAACCUGCAAGACACAAAAUCUUCGGAGGACAAGAAAUUAGACGAGGACAAGAAGGAUAUCAAAUCAAUUACUAGGUCAAGAUCUAGCAAUAACGACGAUGAGGACCUGACCCCAGAGCAGAAGGCUGAACGCGAGAAGGAGCGGAGGAUGGCCAACAAUGCCCGUGAGCGCCUGCGGGUCCGCGAUAUCAAUGAGGCUUUCAAGGAGCUGGGCCGCAUGGUACAGCUCCACCUCAAGAGUGACAAGCCUCAGACCAAGCUCCUGAUUCUCCACCAGGCCGUGGCCGUCAUCCUCAGCCUGGAGCAGCAAGUGCGAGAAAGGAAUCUGAAUCCGAAAGCUGCCUGUCUGAAAAGAAGGGAGGAAGAGAAGGUGUCCUCAGAGCCUCCCCCACUGUCUUUGGCUGGCCCGCACCCUGGGAUGGGAGAUGCAGCAAAUCACAUGGGCCAGAUGUGAAAGGGUCCAAGAUGCCACCUUGCUUCAUUAAAACAAGAGACCACUUCCUUAACAGCUGUAUUAUCCUAAACCCACAUAAACACUGCUCCUUGACCCCUUUUUUUUUGUAAUAUAAGACAAGUCUGAGUAGUUAUGAAUCGCAGACGCAAGAGGUUUCAGCAUUCCCAAUUAUCAAAAAACAGAAAAACAAACAAAAAAAAUGAAGGAAAGAAAGAAGGAAAGAAAGAAAAAAAAAAGUGCAACUCGAGCGGCGACUUCUUUAACAUAUCAAUCUGAAUGUGCGCAGCGGUAUGUACAGGCUGAGACACAGCCCAGAGACUGAAUGGCAAUCCUUCCACACUGUGGAGCAAUGCAUUUGUGCCUAAACUUUUGGAAAAAAAAAAAAUAUAUAAUUAAUUUGUAAGUCUGAAAAAAAAUAUUUAAUUUAAAAAAAUUGUAAACUCGCAAUAAUGAAAAAGUGUACUUCUGAAGAAAACGACAUGAACGUUUUUGUUGGUAUUCAAGUCAGCUAGUGUUUCUAAUUACGGAUAUCGAGUAGGGGGAGCCCGGCUGCCCUCAAAACAAAACCAGCAAACGUCCUGAUGGCAACGAAAUGACAUUAGCCAUUCCUUAGGGUAGGAGGGACAGAUGGAUGUUAUAGGCCUAUGACAAAUAUAUAUAUAAAUAUAUAUAUAAAUAUAUAUUAAAAAUUUAGUGACUAUGGUAAGCUUUUGUUCAUUUGUUUCAGACUUUUUUCUCCUGUAAAAAAAUAGUACUGAUUAACUUUUUUAAAAGAAAGAUUUUACUGUAAAUAUGGAAUUUUUUUUUUUUUUU
Molecule: messenger RNA, 3357 nt
Organism: Acomys russatus (golden spiny mouse)
Lineage: Eukaryota; Metazoa; Chordata; Mammalia; Rodentia; Muridae
Gene: Tcf4
Product: transcription factor 4
Exons: 20
Coding region: 535-2544 (669 amino acids)
Biological process (GO): regulation of transcription by RNA polymerase II
Cellular component (GO): transcription regulator complex
Molecular function (GO): protein dimerization activity; DNA-binding transcription factor activity, RNA polymerase II-specific; RNA polymerase II cis-regulatory region sequence-specific DNA binding
Source: RefSeq, a predicted model, not a curated record